GUCUUCUUCCUCUUCUACUGCUGCAGUGUCUGAUUCUCCCUCCACCAUCUUCAUCAUCACCACCAUCAUCAUCCUCUUCUCCCUCCUGUCUGUGUGUCUGACUCUCCCCCUCCCUCUCCAUCCCGCUCUCCGCCAGUGAAGGCACGGCCAGAUAUCACGGCGACAAAAGAGAGAGAGAGCGAAGGGGGGGUAGAGAGACCUUGACAGAGACUGGGAGAGAUAAAGAGAGAGACAGAGAGUGUGAGAGAGAGGGAGAGAGAGAGAGAGAGAAAGUGAAGAAGGCUGCAGACUUUCCGACCAGAGAGGAAGAGGAGAGGAGGAAGAAGAGACAGAGAUAAGCUAGAGGAGCUCCAUCUUCGCCAUUUCAAUCAUGACUCUGGAAGACGGCUUCUGAAAUUCAGUUUGAUAUAAAGACUCCUCAGCUACAUGACCAGUGCUACACCGAGCUCUGACCAGAUGGAGGUGAAUGCGGUCAAAAAACGCCAUCGCACACGAUCCAAAGGAGUCAGAGCCGCCGUGGAAGCAGUAACACAGGAGUUAUUCAGCUGUCCCACCCCAGGCUGUGAUGGCAGCGGUCACGUCAGCGGGAAGUACGCCAGACACCGCAGUGUCUACGGCUGCCCGCUGGCCAAGAAGAGGAAGGCUCUGGAAAAACAGCCACUGGAGCCAGCUGCCAAGAGGAGGCCCUUCCUCACCUCCUGCCCGGUGGAGGAGGAGGAGGACGCCAGCGCCUACACCAGCUACGAGAAUGAAGCCAUCGAGGUGGUGGAGGAGGGGAAAGAGCAGGGGGAGGUAGUGGAGGAGGACGAGGAGGAAGAGGAGGGGGAGAGAGAAGGAGAUGAAGACGGUGAUGUGGAGGACGAGUUCUCAGAGGACAACGAGGACCAGGGAGAGGAGGAGGAGGAAGAGGAGGAGGAAGAAGAGGAGGAGGUAGAGGUGGAGAGAGCGGAUAUGGCAAUGGGAGGAGAGCGGGCGGAGGAGGAGGAGGGGAUGUACGAGGACGAGGAAGAAGUGGAGGAUGGUGAUGAUGAGGAGGAGCAGGAGGAUGAGGGAGAGGAAGACGAGCAAGAGGAGGAGGAGGAAGAGGAGGAGCAGAAUCGUCAGCAGGUAGAGAACCACUACAAACCCAGUGGACAAUCAAAGCUCUUUCCAAUUCAGAAGGACGACAACAACAACAACAACAGCUGCACCAUCAGUGCUGGUAACGGCACCGGAGAGGAGUACGAGAACUACGACGAGCUGGUCGCUAAGUCGCUGCUCAACCUGGGCAAGAUCGCAGAAGACGCUGCCUACCAGGCCAUGACCGAGUCUGAGAUGAACAGCAACUCUUCCAACAGCGCCGGGGAAGAUGAAGACGAUGAGGAGGAUGACCGCAGCGAUCAGGGCGACCGGAAGGGUGAACUGAGCGUGGACCUGGACAGCGAUGUAGUCAGGGAGACAGUAGAUUCCCUGAAGCUGCUGGCGCAGGGCCACGGUGCCAUGCUGCCCGAGGACGGCUACCCAGAAGGUGCCAUGGUGGACGAUGGCGGCCAUGCUAACGGGCGGCCCGGCGUGGGGGUUAGGGUUCAGGCGGACGAGAGCGAGGAGGAGGUGUGUCUCAGCAGUCUGGAGUGUCUGAGGAACCAAUGCUUCGAUCUGGCUCGGAAACUGAGCGAGACACAGACGUCUGAUCGCCCCGCCCUCCACGUCCUCCACCACCAACUCCAAAUCCCAACAGACCAGCAGGUGGUGCAUCACCUGAACAGGUACGACAGCUGCCACCAGAGUGCACAGGAGGAACACAGGUCUCUGGAACGCAGCUACUCCGACAUGGUGAACCUGAUGAAGCUGGAGGAGCAGCUGAGCCCAGCAUCCAGAGGUUAUCCAACCAGCUGCAGCCAGGAAGGCGAUGAAGAUACCACAUCGGUGGCCUCUGACCGCUCGGACGAGACCUUCGACAUGGCCAAGGGAAACCUGUCGCUGCUGGAGAAGGCCAUCGCCCUGGAAUCGGAGAGGGCGAAGGUUAUGAGGGAUCGGAUGGCCUCAGAGCACACGUUUCCCCGUCGGGAUCACCAUCAUCAUCAUCGUGGCCACGGCGAGCAUAGCCCGAGGCUGAGCAGUGCCGCGGAGGAGCGCAAGUCCAGGAUGCACCACGAUGGGUUGAAGAGGCCGUACUACCCUAAAGACUCUUCCAGGGGGGAGAAGAAGGAGAGUAAGUGUCCGACGCCGGGCUGUGACGGGACUGGUCAUGUGACGGGUCUGUAUCCGCACCACCGCAGCCUGUCCGGGUGUCCUCACAAAGAUCGAGUCCCACCUGAGAUCCUUGCCAUGUAUGAAAAUGUUUUAAAGUGCCCCACUCCUGGCUGCUCUGGACGGGGUCAUGUCAAUAGCAACAGGAACUCGCAUCGCAGUCUGUCCGGCUGUCCCAUCGCUGCCGCAGAGAAGAUGGCGAAGGUCCACGAGAAGAGCCACUCGACUGACAGCGGCAGUAAGACCAAUCAGACGUCAGACCGUGUCCUCAGGCCGAUGUGUUUCGUCAAGCAGCUGGAGAUUCCUCAGUAUGGCUACAAAAACAACGUUCCCACCAGCACACCACGGUCUAACCUGGCCAAGGAGCUGGAAAAAUACUCUAAGACCAGCUACGACUACACCGGCUACGACGGCCAGCAUGGUGGAUACGGAAAGAGAGGUCCGACAACCAAGUCCCACCACGGGCGAGACACCUCCCCAAAGGGAUACGAUGCUAAGCGCUACUGUAAGACGUCGAGCCCGGCCAGCAGCACGACCAGCAGUUACGCUCCCAGCAGCAGCAGCAGCCUGAGCUGUGGAGGAGGAGGAGGAGGAGGUGGUGGAGGUGGUGGAGGAGGUGGAGGAGGAGGAGGAGGAGGAGGAGGAAGCAGUGCCAGCAGCACCUGCAGUAAGAGCAGCUUCGACUACACCCACGAUAUGGAGGCGGCCCACAUGGCGGCCACGGCCAUCCUGAACCUGUCGACAAGGUGCAGGGAGCUCCCGCACGCUCUGGGAGGGAAACCCCAGGACCUGCUGACACAGAGUCCAGUUGGUGACCUGGACGACAGCGGUGCGGUGGAUGUGGCCGGUCAGCCCGGCGGUCCGGAGGGCAGCGGGACGGUGUUAACCCCCCUGCAGCCGAUGUCGCCCCAGCGGCAGGCUCUGCUCAGCAGCCGCUGCUACCAGCUGAGCGAAGCCGACUGCUGGGACCUGCCUGUCGACUACACCAAGAUCAAACGGCUGGGAGACGAGCAGGACCACAAAGAGUCGGCCUAUUUCUCGUCCCUACACCAGAGCGACGAGCUGGAUCCCUUCCAGGAGCUGCUGGACGAGCAGCGCUACCCGGCCGAGGUCUCCAUGCCCAGCCCCAAACACCACAAGUACCCGCCCUGCAAGGAGAGCAAGAAGGAGCUCAUCACGUUGCCAAGCUGCCAGCUGGCCGACAAGAACAUCCGCGGGAUGAUGACGACCAAUUCACAAGAACUCAAGUGUCCGACCCCCGGCUGCGAUGGAUCUGGACACAUCACUGGAAACUACGCCUCCCACAGGAGUCUGUCUGGUUGUCCACGAGCCAAGAAGAGCGGCAUCAAAAUCCUCCACAGCAAAGAGGACAAGGACGACCAGGAGCCAAUCAAGUGUCCGGUGCCGGGCUGUGAUGGACAGGGUCAUGUGACGGGGAAGUACGCCUCCCACCGCAGCGCGUCAGGCUGCCCCUUGGCAGCAAAGAGGCAGAAGGACAGCUACGUCAACGGCUCGCAGUUUGUCUGGAAAUCUGGCAAGACGGACGGCAUGAGCUGCCCGACCCCGGGCUGUGACGGCUCAGGACACGUCAGUGGGAGCUUCCUGACCCAUCGGAGUCUCUCCGGUUGUCCCCGUGCCACCUCGGCCAUGAAGAAGGCCAGGAUGAGCAGCGUGGAUAUGCUGACAAUCAAACAAAGAGCAAGCAAAGGCAUCGAAAAUGAUGAAGAAAUCAAACAGCUGGAUGAAGAAAUCAAAGAUCUGAAUGAGUCCAACAAUCAAGUGGAGUCAGACAUGAUAAAACUGAGGACACAAAUCACCACCAUGGAGACCAACCUGAAGUCCAUCGAGGAGGAGAACAAGGUGAUCGAGCAGCAGAACGACUCGCUGCUGCACGAGCUGGCCAACCUCAGCCAGUCGCUCAUCAACAGCUUAGCUAACAUCCAGCUCCCACACAUGAGACCGCUGCCACAGAAAGAGGCCCCAGUAAAGCAUAACUGCUGUUUACAGAUGCCUCCCAGAGAGCCAAUGAAUGAACAGAACUUUGACACUUAUGUGAGUACAUUGACAGACAUGUACACUCACCAGGACCAGUACCAGAGCCCGGAGAACAAGGCGCUGCUGGAGAACAUCAAACAGGCCGUUCAGGGUAUCCAGGUCUAGCCCUGACUGAGGCCAAAAUAACAAAUGCAAAGCAAAAUCAACAACAAAAAAAAGUCAAAAAGAGGGGAAUUGGUUGUUUUUUGCUGCUGUAAUCUACCAUAGUUCUUUUAUUUCUUUUGCUGUUAUGCUCUCAACUCCAUGGGUAUCUCUUUUUUUAUUAUUUUGAUUGUUGUUGCCUUGCUUUGAAAAACAAUUACCAACGUUUUAAACGAACAUUCACGUUUUGUACAUUUUCAUAUGAUCUAAUAUAAUGUGAUGUACUGUUUAUAGCUGCUAAUGUAUGCACAUUUUAGUGUAUAUGUAUGUAUUUAUUUAUUGUAAGCUUGAAUCAUUUUUUAUUUUAAUGCGAUUUACAUACAUUAAAAAAACUGGGCGUCACGGGUUUAACGGGGAGCAAAGCGGGAACAUGAAGAGCCAGCAAUUUCGAAAGGCUUUUCUCAUGAGUUGUGAGGCUGGAGGAUGUUUAAUGGUUGGAAAUUCAUUCAUUUUUGUAAUGUUUGAAAGUGGACCGUGUGGACACUAAUAUUACUGUAAAUCUAAAAGAACCAAUGCUAUAAGCAUGAAGAUUUCAAACAUCAUGACACGGAAACUUACUGGUGCAAAUCCCAUCAUCCCCUUCGGAGUUGUUUCGUUUCAAACUGUCCUGUUCUGUCGCUUUUCUUUGUUCAUGCGAAAUACGAAGCGGAAAGGCCAAUGGCUACAGAAAAUGUAGGAGACAAUCUGCCAUUCUCAAUUUCUUUUAAUCAUCAACCUUGACUAGCUAGUAGGACAACGUGUCAGCAAUAUUGGUAUGAUAAUAUUAAAUUGUUUGUUUAGAUAUGGGAUGCAAUCUAUAUGAGAAAAAAAAAUGUUUGGGUAUAUGCAAUUUCUUAUGAAUAAAACUAGCAAAGAGCUGAUAGAUCUUUUUACUAACUAUAAAUGUAUUGCGUUUUGUAUAAACCUUUUACUACAAUCAUGUUUUAGAAAUCUGACGCGGGUGAAAGGACUUUGGUUCUGUCAUGAUCGACUUUGCACAGGGACACCUUUGUUUCCAUGUUUUGAUGUUUUUGUUGUCGAUUAAGAGGCACGUGGCAGGCGAAAGGAUUUGUAGAUAUGAUUUUUCUUUCUAAAGGCUGACGGCUCCACUGGACUUACAGGGUCAAACGUCCCCAUCUGUCAUUGUAUAUUGCACUCGUCCUGUAGAAAACGUCUUUCCGAUCAUGCAUCUUAUUGUCUGAGCCACAAUGGGACAUGAUGCCAGACGACAUGAUGACCAAGCAGCACUUCUUUUUUCUUUUUUUUAAUUAUAUUUGAUUGUUAUUGAAAAGAUGAAUGAAAACUAGAGCCAGCAGUCGUAACACGAUGUCUGUGCACAGAAUUUACCGACUGAGUAUUUGAUCUGAAUCGGCCUUACGAUGACAUUCAGUCUGAAAUCACAGCACUGAUGGAAUAUGUUUUCUGAACACCGUCGAUCAUGCAUGCACUUUACUGGAGUAUGUCAAAGUAUUAUCACGUGGUAAAUGAAGCAAAAACUGUACAGAGAGUUUGUUGAAAAUGUGACUUCGACAAGACUUUGUACGGGUGAUUGGAACAAAUUUCACUGAGUUGAUUUGUUAUUUAAAGGAAAACUCCCCCUGUCCCCCCCGUCCCCUUACAUUGUAAACCUCCUCCUCUCCAGUAUAUUUUUAGCAUCAAAUCCAUUUUAAAAGACCACACUGACAAACUUUUGUCUGAAACGUUACCUUUCAGGUAAUUGCUCCAGUUUUAACCACCUGUUGCAAAUGAAAUUAUUAAAACAUUAAUGCAUCGUUGCAUUGGUUAAUAUGAGACAAAAAAUCUUUUAAUAUUGGAAUGUUUUCCUGUUUUUCUUCUUAUCCAAAAGCGAGAGACAACUUUAUACAACCUGUAAAUGGAGUUGCGGAAUGAAAGCAGCUGAAUAAUGAGAGGAGUUAUUACUGGCGUCCAGGGAUUCAUAACAGUAAAAUUAAUUUUCUGGACAGACAUUGUCAGGUGACAGUUGGAGCUCUGCAAAGCUUGGAUGGAUAGCUAUGUUAGAAAAUAUCUGAUUCUUUGAUAAAAAAAAGUCAAAGGAACAAGCUUGUGUACAUAAAAGCUGAAGUGGAGAAGGUGAAGGAGAAGUUAACUGCAACUCCCAAGGUGCAUUUCGGGGAGACGCAUCCAAUCACAGAGCUUAAAUUCGGCUACGUGCGCCCUCCCACUUUGCACCUUGAACUUGAUAAUAAAGUUAAAGUUUUGCAAGAAUGUGAUGUCAGAUAUUUUUGAAACAUUUAAAUGAACAUGGUUUCUAAAAAGAACCCAAGGUCCCAACACAAACAGUUUAAUAACGGUAUAUUGUAGGACUGGGUUUCUCUCUAACUGAUGUAAUGAGCGUUCAAAAGCUAAAAAUCAUGUCUGGUCCAGUUCCUCAACCUGCUUCCUCUAUUUCUACUUCAGUGUGGGAUUUCCUACAUUUCCCAGAAUGCCUUUCAACCGCAAAAGGGAUCACAGUUGCUGCUCUCAGCAGCUCCUCUGGAUAAUUCACAGAACUCACUGCGAACCGUUUUUAUCAGGGAUGCACCAGUUUUUCUCUCCUGAUACCAAUUCUGACUACCAAUCUGAAACCAGUGCUCUCUUUUCUCCAAAAUUUAAAGUCUUUACACCACACUGCUUGAAACUGAUUGGGAUAAUUUUUAUGUAAGGUAACACGAGGCCAGGGACGGCUGCAGUGUCAGAGACACAUCUCUCAAAACCUGGACAAAUAAAGCAAACUACCUGCAAGGCUAGAUACCGUUUCGCUGUGUUCACACUACGAGCAGCAAAGCUACAAAAUGGCCAGCUACAUUGUCGCAGAGUUGCCGUUGAAGUGUUGCUCGUUGACGUAGUUAAGUUUUUCUUCCAUUGUUUGAACAGGAAUUGUGGGGGGAGAGAAGGGGGCCGGGAAUGGUGAAACAAAAACACAUGAUUGGCUGACGUUUCACGGUGUCAUUGGAGCGCUGAAAAAAGUUGUGGCCAGCUCAACUGUGAUUUGUAGCGCGUCACGCAGCGACAAAUGUCCGCCGUUAGUUUGUAGCUUCAUGAGUUGUAGCCUGUUGCUUUGUCACUGGUAGUCUGAACACAGCAACAGGGGUAAGUGGAAAAAUAUUUAAUUUUGUAAUUUGGGUGAACUGACCCUUUAAAUUGAAGUAGCAAUCCUAAACUUUCCAUAUAUAUGAAAUAGAUUUUUGGUUGAAGUGUGGUUAAAAUUAUGUAAAAAGACAUGAAGAAUAUUUGCUAAGAAGGCAUGAAAACGUGCCAUCUUGGGUUUGAAUUACACACUUUCACUCAGUGUAAGCAUCCUAUAGCUCUAAUUUUUUCAAAUGUAAAGACAUUUAAGGGGAAAAUCAAGAGUUAACCAUCUAAAACUUAAACCAAAUCACAACCAUUUGACUCCUGAAACGUGACAUUUUCCUGCCGUUUGACAUUUUUUAGAUGACUCCACAACAUCUCAGCUCUCAGUUCAGUUUUCCGCAGGAAAGACGCCAAACUGCGAACGGGAGUUUUCCUUUAAAGCUGUUUCUUCUUUGGACUUUUGCUGCAAAGCCUCAUUCCCUGACUUCACAUCUCUGUCCAAAGCUUUGUGUCUGCAGCUUCCUGCCAGUAAACUACUGCAUUAGAUAGACUGACAGCUUGUAUUUUUUAUUUAGUCAGUUAUUCUUACUAAUAACAAAGGAAAUGGGAGUUAAAGCACAAUUCUGCCACUUAGAUAUUGUAAUAUCAGAUGUAAAAGCUAAACUGUAACUAUUUACAUAGAGAAUCUCAACACUAACAUGUGACAUGCUAGAAUGCAAAAGAAAUCCAUAUGAAUAUUUGUGAAAUCAUCAGUUUAUGAAAAUGUUAGUUUCUUUUCAGCAGUGCAUUGAUAAGGGGUUUUUAUACAACAUUCAUUUUCUCUCCUUUUACCCCUUUUUCUCUGUUACUCGCAAACUUUCAACAAAAGUUUUCUUACCACAUGGCAUGGGUUUUGUUGGUAUUUUUGCUGUAUGUUUAAGGUCACGAGUUGCUACGUGAUAUUUUAAUUUUACUUGUGAAGUUUGUACAAUUUUUAUCAUGCUGGUGUUGGCAUCUCUUGCUCUGAAUAAAUCUUGUGUUGCAACACUG
This is a messenger RNA of Siniperca chuatsi (mandarin fish), 8505 nucleotides long. It is a transcript of the gene myt1la, whose product is annotated as myelin transcription factor 1-like, a. The coding region runs from base 427 to 4389 and encodes 1320 amino acids. Gene Ontology annotation, cellular component: nucleus. Gene Ontology annotation, biological process: regulation of transcription by RNA polymerase II. The transcript is spliced from 24 exons. Gene Ontology annotation, molecular function: RNA polymerase II cis-regulatory region sequence-specific DNA binding; DNA-binding transcription factor activity, RNA polymerase II-specific; zinc ion binding. NCBI's taxonomy places the organism in Eukaryota, Metazoa, Chordata, Actinopteri, Centrarchiformes, Sinipercidae. The record is from RefSeq and is a predicted model, not a curated record.